This is a messenger RNA of Emiliania huxleyi CCMP1516, 1128 nucleotides long. RefSeq lists its product as hypothetical. Gene Ontology annotation, molecular function: magnesium ion transmembrane transporter activity. The transcript has 7 exons. Lineage: Eukaryota; Haptophyta; Isochrysidales; Noelaerhabdaceae. The record is from RefSeq and is a predicted model, not a curated record. Gene Ontology annotation, biological process: magnesium ion transport. The annotation marks the transcript as partial. Gene Ontology annotation, cellular component: membrane.
AUGGCUCUCACUGUGUCGCUCGCGCUCUUGGCCAAGGCGCUCGGCGCCACGCCCCGGCGAGAGGGCCGCGGCUACUCCGUCCGGACCGGUCUGCUCGCCCGGGCUCGCAGCCGGGGCUUUGCCUCACCCUCAGCAUCGGUGGAGGCUGACGCGAGCUUGUCCGUGCGCAAUUUUGGACUGAAUGAUUUUGAGAACGCGAAAAAAGAGAGGCCCGCGGGCGGCCCGUGCCGCCUCCACUCCACCUCCACCAGCUGGCAGAGCUGCGCGUACGAGAUCGACGGCAGCGGCGGCGCCAUCGGGAUAGCGCUCUGCCUCCUUUCCGUGCUGCUACUCGCCAUCGGGAUCACCAUCCAGAAAUAUGCGCUCACCUUCAUCGAGCCGCACGUGCUGCUCGGAGACUGCUGCGGCACGCAGAGUAUACGUGGGCCGCUGGCGCGCGUCCCGCGCACGCACGCCAUCUGGCUCGCGGGCCUCACCGUCUACUUUGGCGGGAACGGCGUCUUUGUCCUCGCGCUCGCCUUCACGCCCGCGUCUCUCGCGGCGGCGCUGAUGGCAACCAUCGUGGUCGCCAACGCCGCCCUCUCGCGCUGCGUGUUGCACGAGGAGUUGCGGCGAUGCGACUACCACGGCGGGGCGCUGAUUCUGGGCGGGAUAGCUGUCACGGGCUGGUACGCGCCUGCCGAGGUCGUGUCGUACGAUGCGCCCGCGCUCGCGAGGCUCCUCUCGCCGACCAGCAACCCCUUCGGCUUUGGCUACCUCCUCGUCCUCGUCCUCUCUGUGACAGCGCUCGCUGUGCUGGUCGUGCGGCACGAGGCGGCGCACCGCGCAGACAUCCAGCCGCUCAGAGCCGCGACGCCCGCCGCCGCCGACGCAUUCGGCGAAGGGGGCGCGUGCUCGUGCCGCGGCGAGCCAGCCGCGUGCUCGCCCUCCACACUCGAGAGCGGACGUUGCCCCGCCGCCACCGCCAUCGCGCUCUCCGCCACCCCUGCCUCCGCCCCCGCCGCCACCGCGCUCUCCGCCGCCGCGCCCUCUGCCUCCGCCCCCUCCGCUGCCGCCAUCGCCGCCGCCGCCGCUGCCGUGCCUCGCCCCUCCUCCGCCGCCGCUGCUGCCGCUGCUUCGCCUGCGAGC